GACUUUCUGUGCCUUUGCCACUUCCGAUUUCUACCGGAACUGGGAACAGGGGAGCCUCUAGCCGGUGAAAUCUAUAGUAUUUUCCCUCCAAGUGUUAGGAGACAAAGUAGGGAAAGGAUUUUGGGGGGACACGCCUUUUCCCCUGGAAAUGAAGGCCUCUCAGAGCACCUCUACUGGGGCAAAGGUCAGUUCUAGCCUUGAUCCCGGAAAAGACCCGAGCGAAGGAAAAGAUGGCGGCCCAAACAAUGCAGAAACACCCAAGAGCUUGGAGCCAGGAGCACCUCCAACCAAGCUGUUGAAGUUGUCUUCUGCCAAGCCGGAAGCAAGCAAGGGACCUGCAGUUUGUCUUAAGAAUGUAAAGCAAAAGAACGUUGUCUGCUUCACGGGUGAGAAGUGUUUGUUUGGUGCCAUGUGCCCUUGGCAGCAUGAUCUCGAGAAAUACAUUGCCACAAAGCUGCCGGACAUUGGAGACUGCUGCAUUCUCUUCUCGCUGUUCGGCAAGUGCCGAUUUGGGAUCACCUGCCGCUUCGGUGGGGCUCACUUGGGAUCGAACUUCCAGAACCUGGUCAACGACGAGCUGUGGGCAGUGCAUAAGGGGAAGUCGGCCGUGAAGAACCAGCAUCUGGAUAAGGCUGCUGCAGCGCUGAAGGAGUUUCCGUUUCACAAGUCCUCGGUCUACCUACAAUGCAUCGUCAAGGCCGCAAGCAUGUUGGGGAUACCCAAUGUUGAUUCCAAAUGCCAUUUGCCACCAGUAAUUCCCUCGUUAAUGCCCUCCCUGGCUCAUCCAAAGAGUUUGGCCUCCCGGGCUGGUUCUGAGAACCUGGCUCAGAAAACAGUUGGUGUCCUGACAGAUGAAGACCUUAUAAGGCUGAGGCCAUGCGAGAAAAAAAAGCUGGACUUUCGUGGGAAGCUUUAUUUAUCCCCUUUAGCAAAGUGGGGCAACCUCCCCUUUCGGAGGAUUUGCAAGCGGUUUGGAGCAGACAUCACCUGCAGCGAGGUCAUUUCCUCUCAAGAUUUGUGCCAGGGGGAUCUGGAGAAGUGUGCAGAAUUCUUCCACCGCCAUGAAUCGGAAGACUUUUUUGGCAUCCAGGUAGAAGGUUCAGCUCCCGAACACAUGGUCAAAUGCGCAGAAUUCCUCAAUGAGAGGAUCCAAGUGGAUUUUGUGGACAUUAACGCUGAAGGUCCCGUGUUGUUUGAAAAGGGCAGUGGCUCUGCCUUAAUGAUGCAUCCCAACACGUUUGAAAACAUCGUUCGUGGCAUGGACUAUGUGUCGAACGUUCCUAUAACAGUGAAACUGAGGAGCGGCAUAUCCCUGGAUGAGAAUCUGGCUCACACCCUCAUCCCCGAUCUCCAUCGUUGGGGAGCCGCUAUGGUCACGCUUCACGGACGGGUAAAAGAAUCCACAUUUCGAUCGCCAGCAGACUGGAACUACAUAUCACACUGUGCCCAGAUUGCCAAACCAAUGCCUCUUUUCGGAUGUGGAGAUAUUUUCUCCUUUGAAGAUGUCUUAAAAGCCAAGCAAACUGGCGUUUCGGGGGUCAUGAUUGGAAGGGGCGCCUUGGUCAAGCCAUGGAUCUUCACUGAAAUCAAAGAGAUGCGGCACUGGGACAUCUCUGCCCAGGAACGGCUGGACAUGCUCAAAGAAUUCACGGACUACGGCUUGGAGUAUUGGGGGACCGACACAAACGGUGUGGAGAAAACCCGGGCUGCCCUCGUGCAGUGGCUACAAUUCCUCAGCAGGUACAUCCCUGUUGCGUUACUGGAGCACCAACCUCCAAAAUUCGGCAACAAACCUCCUAAUUCUUUGUCUGGAGACUACUUGGAAGUCUUAAUGUCAAGCAGAAAGACGAAGGAUAUGGUGAAGAUCAGCGAGAUGUUUUUAGGUCCAGUCUCAUCUGACUUCAACUUCUCAUGGAUGCAAUAUAUGAACAGCUAUGAGCUGCAGCAGGACAGAAGGCAAAUGGUUUGUAAGCUGCUCUGAAUCCCCUCCGGGGUGAGAAGAGCAGGAUAUAAAUGUAAGUAAAUAAAUAAAUAAGAAUGGAGUGGCAAGCAAAUGAAGCUAGAGAAACUCCCUUAAGACUAGGCCACUAGAGGGGGGAGCAAAUGAAGCCCCAGAAAUGAUACCCUAAAACAGGAGUCCUCAAACUUUUUAAGCAGAGGGCCGGUCCACAAUCCUUCAGACUAUUGAGGGGACGAAUUAUCAUUUGGAAAAAAAUACAAAUUCCUAUGCACACUGCACAUAUCUUAUUUUCAGUGCAAAAAAUAACAAUGAAAGAACAAUACAAUAUUUAAUAAUAAAAACAAUUUUAACCAACAUAAAUCUAUCAGGAUUAAAAUUGGCAGUGUGAGCCUACUUCUGGCCAAUGAGAUAGUCAAGUUAAUUAGAAUUGCCUAGCUCACAUUGGACUACUUUCCUUGCCAGAAGGUAAUGGGGGACAUUCCUGAAAUCCAGAUACCCUACAUCAGGGGUCCUCAAACUUUUAAAACAAAGGGCCGGUCCACAAUCCUUCAGACUGUUGAGGGGCCGAAUUAUCAUUUGGAAAAAAACGAACAAGUUCCUAUGCACACUGCACAUAUCUUAUUUGUAGUGCAAAACAACAACAAUGAAAGAACAAUACAAUAUUUAAAAAUGAAAACAAUUUUAACCAACAUAAACCUAUCAGGCUUUCAAUAGGAAGUGUGUCUGAUUCUGGCAAAUGAGAUAGUCAGGUUAAUUAGGAUUGUUGUUGUGUGUCCUCAAGUCAUUUCAGGCUCUGGGUGAGCCUAAGUCUAAAAUAAUUUAUUUAUUCAUUUACUACAUUUAUAUCCCACCCUUCUCACCCAGAAGGGAACUCAGAGCAGCUGUAUGUACAUACAAUAUAUUAUUAGCAUAGCACAAUAUUAGCAUUAUAUAUUACUAUAUUGAACUAUACCACUAUACUGUAUUAUACCGUGUUUCCCGAAAAUAAGACAGUGUCUUAUAUUAAUUUUUGCUCCCAAAGAUGCUCUAGGUCUUAUUUUCAGGGGAUGUCUUAUUUUUCCAUGAAGAAUUCACAUUUAUUGUUGAACCAAAAAAAUGAACAUUAUAUACCGUACAAUAGUUGUCAUCACAAACCAGCGUAACCAGACAAACUGUGAAUCCUAUCAAUAAUUUAUUACUACCAUUACUUCCAUGUACAACAAUCUAUGGUACGUACAUUUAUCAAUCCUGCAUGCUCUGGUGUUCUGUUCAGCGGACAUGUUUCCAAACAAAAACUUUGCUAGGUCUUACUUUUGGGAGAGGCCUUAUAUUUAGUAAGUCAGCAAAACCUCUACUAGGUCUUAUUUUCUGGAGAGGUCUUAUUUUAGGGGAAACAGGGUAUGUAAUAUAUAACAUAUAAUUAAUUUUAUUAUAUAGUAUUAGUAUUAUAUGAUUAAAACUGAUAUAGAAUAUAUUAUAAAUGAGGGCGGGGGGGCAAGUAUAUAACCUUGGAGAUCCGCAUCUAGUCCCCGGGCCUUAGUUUGGGGACCCCUGGUAUUAUUAUUAGUAUUAUACAAUUAAAACUGAUAUAAAAUAUAUUAUAAAUGAGGACGGGGCCCAGGUAUGACCUUGGAGGGCCGCAUCCCGUCCCCGGGCCUUAGUUUGGGGACCCCUGGUAUUAUUAUUAGUAUUAUACGAUUAAAACUGAUAUAAAAUAUGAGGCUGGGUGCCAGGUAUAUGACCUUGGAGGGCAGCAUCCGUCCCCAGGCCUUAGUUUGGUGAACCCUGGUAUUAUUAUUAUUAUACAAUUAAAACUGAUCUAAAAUAUAUUAUAAAUGAGGGUGGGGGCCAGGUAUGACCGUGGAGGGCCACAUCCGUCCCUGGGCCUUAGUUUGAGGACCCCUAGUAUUAUUAUUAGUAUUAUAUGAUUAGAACUGAUCUAAACUAUAUUAUAAAUGAGGGUGGGGGCCAGGUAUGACCGUGGAGGGCCACAUCCGUCCCUGGGCCUUAGUUUGGGGACCCCUGGUAUUAUUAUUAGUAUUAUAUGAUUAAAACUGAUCUAAAAUAUAUUAUAAAUGAGGGUGGGGGCCAGGUAUGACCGUGGAGGGCCACAUCCGUCCCUGGGCCUUAGUUUGGGGACCCCUGGUAUUAUUAUUAGUAUUAUAUGAUUAAAACUGAUAUAAAAUAUAUUAUAAAGGAGGACGGGGGCCAGGUAUGACCUUGGAGGGCCGCAUCCCAUCCCCGGGCCUUAAUUUGGGGACCCCUGGUAUUAUUAUUAUUAUACGAUUAAAACUGAUAUAAAAUAUAUUAUAAAUGAGGGUGGGGGCCAGGUAUGACCGUGGAGGGCCACAUCCGUCCCUGGGCCUUAGUUUGGGGACCCCUGGUAUUAUUAUUAGUAUUAUAUGAUUAAAACUGAUAUAAAAUAUAUUAUAAAGGAGGACGGGGGCCAGGUAUGACCUUGGAGGGCCGCAUCCCAUCCCCGGGCCUUAAUUUGGGGACCCCUGGUAUUAUUAUUAUUAUACGAUUAAAACUGAUAUAAAAUAUAUUAUAAAUGAGGGCGCGGGCCAGGUAUGACCUUGGAGGGCCGCAUCCGUCCCCAGGCCUUAGUUUGGGGACCCCUGGUAUUAUUAUUAUUAUAUGAUUAAAACUGAUAUAAAAUAUAUUAUAAAUGAGGGCGGGGGGGGGCAGGUAUAUAACCUUGGAAGUCCGCAUCCGGUCCCUGGGCCUUAGUUUGGGGACCCCUGGUAUUACUAUUAGUAUUAUACAAUUAAAACUGAUAUAAAAUAUAUUAUAAAUGAGGGCAGGGGCCAGGUAUGACCUUGGAGGGCCGCAUCCGGUCCCCGGGCCUUAGUUUGGGGACCCCUGGUAUUAUUAUUAGUAUUACGAUUAAAAGUAAUACAGUAGAGUCUCACUAAUCCAAGCUAAACGGGCCGGCAGAAGCUUGGAUAAGCGAAUAUCUUGGAUUAUAAGGACUGAUCAAGGAAAAGCCUAUUAAACAUCAAAUUAGGUUAUGAUUUUACAAAUUAAGCACCAAAACUUCAUGUUAUACAACAAAUUUGACAGAAAAAGUAGUUCAAUAUGCAGUAAUGUUAUGUUGUAAUUACUGUAUGAAUUUAGCACCAAAAUAUCACAAUAUAUUGAAAACAUUGACUACAAAAAUGGCUUGGAUUAUCCAGAGGCUUGGAUAAGCAAGGCUUGGAUUAGUGAGACUCUACUGUAUAAAAUAUAUUAUAAAUGAGGCUGGGGGCCAGGUAUGACCUUGGAGGGCCACAUCCGCUCCCCGGGCCUUAGUUUGGGGACCCCUGCCCUUCAAGGCCUUCCCUGUAUCUACUCUUAAUGCCCAGACUACUAAGAAUGGAGUGGCAAGCAAAUGAAGCUCUAGAAAAACCCUUAAGACUAGGCCAUUAGAAGGGAGAAGGGGCAAAUGAAGCCCCUGAGGCGAUACUUUAAAACGUGAGGUAAAUAUCCAAGUGAUUUCACUCUGUUUUGACAGCCCUCACAAGGGCUUUUUCUCUUCCCUCAGUCGAGGCCUGUUCUCCCUUUUUUUGCCGCCAUUUUUUUUUCCUCAGGCAGAGAUUCUUCUUCUCGAGGAAAUUCAAGAACAUCCUCCUUCAUGUCUCCUCAGCGCUCGACUGACGAGAAUCCCGCGCGGCGUGAUGUCCUCAGCGUCAUUCCGCGUGGCCACGCCCCCUCGGCUAAUCUAACCAAUCGGAUUGAACCAGCUGCUUCAAUUUCAUUGGCCGCCGCUUCCCGCUCAGCCCAAGCGCCCUGGCAAAAUGGCGGCCGAAUGUUUUGCUCCUUUCUGUCAUCCGUGGAUCCCAUUUUGGGUCUUCAUCUUGCCCUUUUGGGGCCUUCUUGAAACAUGCCUUCUAUGCCAUCAUUCCAGCCGUUGAUAAAGAUGGUGACUAGCCUUUUGUUCAUUUUAUUUAUAGCAAACCUUUUUUUCCCAUUCAGUAAACCAUAACAGCCAAAUCCUAUAAUCUGGACAACACCUCCCAACAAAGGAUCCCCCCAAAUAUGAAUGUUGCAGUUGGCCAGUUUGAUUGAAUGGCCUUGCAGCUUCAGAUCCUGGUUGCCUCCUGCCUGGGGGAAUCCUUUGCGGGGAAGUGUUAGCUGGCCCUGGUUGUUUCUUGGCUCGAAUUCCCCUGUCUUCUGAGAGUUGUUCUUUAUUUAUUGUCCUGAUUUUAGAGGGUUUUUUAAAAUUGUGUUCAUUUUCAUAGUUCCCGCCUUUCUAUUGAAAAUCUGCCUCUUUUCUCAUCUGCUAGACUGAUAAAUUUAAUUAGACAGAUGAAUGAAUACAUUAAUAAACAUAGACAGAUGAAUGAAUACAUUAAUAAAGAUAAGAAAAAACUAGUACAAGACGAUGUACCAAUGGUACAUCACGCAACAAAAACUGUCCAAAUGCUAUAAAAAUCUAUCUGAUAACUGCAGGCUUUGAAGCUGCAAGGCCGUUCAAUAUACAAUAGAGUCUCACUUAUCCAAGGUUCUGGAUUAUCCAUUGCAUUUUUGUAGUCAACGUUUUCAAUAUAUCGUGAUAUUUUGGUGCUAAUUCCCCCCCAGGCAGGACGCAGCCAGGCUUUGAAGCUGCAAGGCCGUUCAAUAUACAAUAGAGUCUCACUUAUCCAAGACUCGCUUAUCCAAGAUUCUGGAUUAUCCAAUGCAUUUUUGUAGUAAACGUUUUCGAUAUAUCGUGAUAUUUUGGUACUAAAUUCGUAAAUACAGUAAUUACAACAUGACAUUACUGCGCAUUGAACUACUUUUUCUGUCAAAUUUGUUGUAUAACAUGAUGUUUUGGUGCUUAAUUUGUAAAAUCAUAACCUAAUUUGAUGUUUAAUAGGCUUUUCCUUAAUCCCUCCUUAUUAUCCAAGAUAUUCGCUUAUCAAAGUUUCUGCUAUCCUUUUUAGCUUGGAUAACUGAGACUCUACUGUAUGUAUUUUAUUCUGUAUUAUUGUAUCUAUCUGGGCUUGGCCCCAUGUUCGGGGGGAGAUGGAGGCAGGAUACAAAAAUAAAAUUAUUAUUAUUAUU
Messenger RNA from Anolis carolinensis (green anole), 6964 nucleotides. Its product is annotated as tRNA-dihydrouridine(47) synthase [NAD(P)(+)]-like. NCBI's taxonomy places the organism in Eukaryota, Metazoa, Chordata, Lepidosauria, Squamata, Anolidae. The coding region runs from base 149 to 1981 and encodes 610 amino acids. Gene Ontology annotation, molecular function: RNA binding; tRNA dihydrouridine synthase activity. The transcript has 13 exons. The record is from RefSeq and is a predicted model, not a curated record.